AUGUGGCUGUCUGGGGGAGUGGACCGGUCAAGAUGGUUCAAGUUCAAAUUCCGGCCCAAGCAGGUGCUGGAGGCGGCAGUCCGAGAUGACGGAGGACGCAGCCAAGGGACUAUCAUCCUGGAGGUGAUCAAGCACGAGAGCACCGAUACCAAGGGGCAUUGGAUCCUUGCAUCCUAUGUGACUGCCUCAGACCAGCAUCUGCGUUGGUGGAUGACAGAGGGUGAAGGCCAGCGCUUAGCAAAGAAAGGUCACUUUCACCUUUGCGAGGAGAACUCCAUGGACUGUGACGUGACGCGCCGGGGGCAGUUCAUGCACCUUGAGAAGUUCCGGGAGCUGACUCAGAAGGAGAUAGAUCAGAAGGUCCCUGGGUGGGCUUUCACUGGACCUUGCAAGAAGUCCGUCCUGGACUACCUCAAGAAAGCAGACUUGGGACCCGCCCCUGGCGGUGAGAAAGGACUGUUGCCCUGGCAUGAGUCAGGUGAGGAAGAGGAUGACUGCACCAGGUCACGCACUCGCUCGUUGUCUCCUGGCCUGAAAGCAAAGUUGAAGAAGGCACAGGAGGACCUCAAGACUUUGGAAGAGGCUGCUAAGAAGCAGCGCGCGAAGGACAAGGGCACGGUGAAGCCGGUAGCUGAGGGGAAGCCUAAGAAGAAGGACAAACCCAAGCCUCGACGGAGGAAGUCGCGCUCACCCGCUUCAGGCGGAGAUGAAAGAGGUCGGAGAGAUGAUCGCAAGAGAAGGAGGAGGAGUGCGUCAAGGCACCGUGAGGAGAAAAAGAAGAAGAGAAAGAAGAAGGGUGAGGACCGUUCCUCCUCCAAGUCCAAAGAGGAUGAGUCGUCUGAGGAUUCCAAGGAGGAGCGGCUCUUUGGAGAAGAUGUCACGGCCAUGAAGCCUGAACGUGAGAAGGGCGCUAAGAAGGACCGAGGACCCUUUGGAGGUGGAGAAGCCCUUCGGUUUCCAACUCAGUCGGACUCUGAUAGUGAGUCUUUUCAAGACGCCCCUGCCGAUCGAAAGGCCAGCGGCCAAUUGAAGUUGGCCAGCUACGCACGGAAGAAGCCGGGCAGGCUCGCGGCUCGCAUGCUCCACAAGAUGGUGCAGGAGUCUGCCCACGGGUCGGUGGGGGCGGCCAUCAACGAGAACGAGGUGAGUCCUACUCCUCCUGCUGCAGUACAUUACCUGCUGACGGUGAUGAUCCCGCAGUUGGGGGGCAAGGCAAACCUUCGAACGCAAAGAGAGCUGAGGACAAUCUGCACGGCGAUCGACAUGCUGGCGCAGAUGAAACCCGCACAGGCGGCAGACCUUCUGGCGCAAAGAGUCAAGGCGCUUCAGAAGGCCUCGGUGGACGGUCACUGGGGCUCCGCACAAUUCCUAGAGUUGCUCAGUCCGGAAUCAGCGACCCUUCUGGACAGGGCGGAGGAGGUCUACACCUCGAACCAGUAUCUACUGGAUCAAAAGCUGAAGAGCUACGACCGCCAACCCAAGGCCCCACGCCUAGACGGGCGCAGGAAUCAAGACAAAGGAGGAAAGAAAGGUCGCGAGAAAGGAAAAGGAAAAGGAAAAGAGCCCGACAAGAAGGACAUGACCCUUUGGACCGCCAUAUGGCGUGAGUGUGCAAGCUCUGAGAUGAGACCAGUGGAGGUCUUGGCAAGACUGUGGCGUCAGCUCCCCAAGUUGCCGUGCAGAAUGGGACCCCUCGCACGUUUUUCACACCAUGAAGGAGCGCCUCCCGGGGCAGAGCCUCGAUCUCAGCAGCGAGGGGAUGAUCUGUUUCCCAUCUGCACUAGAGCUGUGGCCACUUUCCUCUUGGAGAAGAAUGGUACAAUAGCCGAUUCGGUGAAUGGGAUGAUCAACACCCCGAACUACCUGGCACUCUAUGCAGGGGGUGCUUCCUUUCCUGACCGCUUUGAAGAAAGGGAACUCACUCAGUCGCAAAGGGCUUGUGUGAUGCAUCUAGUGGACCUUGUGGAGCACUUGGACCAGAGUGAUGCCCUGGCCGGGGCAAGGUUUGAUUACGCAGGGGACCCUGUUGUUCCUCUGGAGGAUCUUGUGGCCGAGCGAGUCAUUGCUGCAUGGCCGCAAGUGGGGGAGGCUGCGAUUCAGGACGCGGUUGACCUUGUGCCGGACCACAUCAAGAAGAGCCUUUUGAACCCCACUAGCUGUCUCAAGCAGCUACAUGAGUGGCCUUCCAAGCCGGCAGUGUCCAAAGUCAGGGCAAGUGCGGAAGAGUGGGAGAAGAUAGUUGCAGCCGGCCACGCACGAGGCUUGAUGGUGAUGGUUGAGCCUGAUGAGGUGUUUAAGGACGCCAACGGUCACCCAGUCCUCAACGGGGCUGGAGGAGUGAAGAAACUGAAGACGGUGGGGGGAGAGACCAAGGUUCUCCAGCGUUUUAUCUCAAACCUGAUCCCCUCCAACAUGUUCCAGGAGCACAUCGAGGGCGACGACCGCCUUCUCCCUUAUUUGGGUCAGUUGACCUUGUUGGAGCAGGACGAGUCAGAGAUUUGGUAUGUGGACUCGGAAGACUUCACUUCAUGCUUCAAUUUGUUUCGGUUGCUGCCGUGUUGGAACCGGUUUAUGGCCUUUGGGAAGUUAGUCGAUGCCAAGGUCUUCGGUGGGCCCCCAGGAAAGAUGGUUUCCCCCGCCAUGAAUGUUCUCCCCAUGGGGUGGCUGAGUUCGGUAUCGGUCAUUCAGGCCAUCGUGAGAACUCUGGUUUUCUCUGAGGCUGGCGUGCCGGUUUCGUCCGAGAUCGCAAAGACCAAGCCGAUCCCCGAGGACGAUGACCUCACGGUGAUCUAUUUGGAUUCCUUCGACCAGUUGAGGAGGCUGGACAAAGGAUGUGCAGGCGUCUUGAAGGAGGGCAGCUCUCGAAGGCAUCAAGCCUUCCUGAAGGUGUGUCAAGAAACAGGCCUGCCGCUCAACAAGGCCAAGCGCUUGGUAUCAUCCACGCAGGGCACCCUCCAAGGAGGUGAGCUUGAUGGCGAGCGUGGUCGCUACGGCUUGGCCCGUGAGAAGAUGGCCGGGCUGGUAGGGCUUGGCAGUGCCCUCUUGGGUCAACAGCAGUGGGGAGAGUUCCUAUUGCGGCACUUCGUCGGCAAAGCAACCUUUGGGAUGUGCUUUAGGCGUCCUCUCUUCUCUGUCUUCCAGGAGGUGUUCCACGAGAUUCAGGAACUGUCGGGGGGCUCCACAUCUGAGCGUCCCCCUGCCGAGGUGAUUCAAGAGAUAGCGAUGGUCAUGUCCCUGGUGCCCUGCAUGGUGACCAACUUGAAGGCACCGAUUGAUGGAGAGAUUGCGGUGACUGAUGCGUCGCCAACCGGUGGCGGAGCAGCGGUAGCUACUGAGUUCCGGCGGCCGCCUCAGACCUUGGAUGUGACGGGGGACCGCUGUUAUGAGUGCGGAAAACGCCUGGGCCAGGAGGACCGUUACCCCUGCCCCACAGACUGUGGCGGGGCGUUCUGCUCUUUGGCCUGUGUCAUGGAACACCGGGACGUGGAUCAUGAGGCCCAUCGUGAGUGCCCGCGGCGAACUUGGCGCCCUCCACGGUUUGGUGAGAGAUUCGCGGGCAGAAGAGCUCCGUUGUCCCAUGCGGUAGCUAGCCCUAUGAUCUCCACUUCGGCCACAACAUGUUCACAGAUGAAGGCCGAUGAGUUCUUGGAGGCGGAGCAUUGGGCGCCGGAGUGUCGGCUGUUCUCCAAAGCCAGGGGGAAGCCGAUUGUGCUGCCCAGCGGACGGGCAGUAGCCGGGCCACAACCAGUCCGAGACCACCGGCACUUGAUGGGUUUCCCCUGGCUGAGCACGGAGUUGAAAGCCCGGGUGCGGCAGUCAAACAACAUGGUUCUGAAAGCCAUCAAGAGGGGCCAUUCAGCAAAGGGGAAGCGGUACUGGACCAUGGAGCACCCCUAUGGCUCGUGGGUCUGGGAGUUUCAGUUGGCCAAGGCUCUCGAAGAGGAUCCGGCCUUCUCACAUUCAGUGGGGUCUUCCUGCUGCUUUGGAGGGUCUCGCAAAAAGUGGUUUUCCUUUUUGGGAAACAUCGAGACCUUGCCCGGGUUCCUCAACAAGGAUUGUCCGGGCCAUGUCGGUCUGCAGCCUUACGGGGUGGAAGAGCGAGCUGACGGAACCCUCCGGUUCGACACUGAGGAGGAGGCGGAGUACCCUUGGCAACUCUGCAAGGCUUACGCGCGGGCCCUGAGAAGGCAGAUUGAUCUGGAUGGGACCUUUGAGCACAUGGUCCUCCGAGAGCGGGAACGGUACUACCAGCAGGAGCUUUCUCAGGCCACUGUCCGCCUGGCAACGGAGGUGGUGGCGGACGCUGUGGCGGCCCUUUUGGCACGCCUGGAGCUAUCAAUGGUGGCUGGGCAAGAAAGAACCCAUCUGCGGUCAUUGCUGCGUUCAGCAUCUUACCGGGGCUCUGACGUGCGCCUCGUGUUGGAGCUGGGGGAGGAAUCUGACCCUCAAUUGCAUGAGGUGCCGUACUUAGCAAUGAGAUGGCACUGGAAGACCAUUUUGGCCUUUCCUUGGAAGCAGCCCGCUCACAUCAACGAAUUGGAGCUGGGCACUGUGGCGGUGUUUUUGAAACGGCGGGCACGAACAAGCGACAAGCAUCGUUCCAAGUUUUUCCUGGUGGUGGACUCCAUGGUCACUCGUGGAUGCUUGUCAAAAGGUCGCAGCAGCUCACGGCGCUUGAACCAGGUGCUUCGGCGGUGUACAGCCCACCUACUGGGCACUGAUGGCUACCUCUUUCCUUUGUGGACCAUCAGGCUGCACCCCCGCACCCUUCGAGCCUAUCGAGCUGCCAUAGACCGUUUCCUGAAGUUUGUCAACAAAAAGCAUUUGAAGAUUUCCAAGCCCCGCCAAUUGGACCGCCAAAUCGCCGAAUUCAUUGAUGUUUCAUUUCAAGAAGGAGAGAACUGGCAACGAUGCUACGUGCCACAGAGGGCGUUGCCGGCAUCCUGGGCACUGGUUGAAGCCCUCAUGGGCGUCGCUUUCCAACGCGGGGAAUCCAACCUGGGCCUGCUCUUGGGCUUGGGCUUCUGUUGCCUUUUGCGGACCUCCGAGGAGCGCAUGCCUUCCGCGCUUGGUUUUCCCGCCUUCUGGAAGAUGCUGGAUUUGGCCCCAGUCAACGUUUCUGCUCUCAAGUGCGGCUACGCCAGAAAAGAAGCAGGUCUGGAACAGUGUGCGCUCCUGAAAAAGAGUGCGGAGAUCCUUGGGAGACAUUGCAAUGAGUGGGGCCGUAAUGGAGCUCUUGAGCCGCAGUGGCAUACCUUCUUGAAGGUUUUGCCCGAUCUCACACCCAUCACCAACCUAGGUGGUGACCCAAUACAAAUCGCCACACUCUUCGUCAAAGCCUUGGUCGAGGAAAAUCUCGGACAGGGUUACAAGGAGGUGCACUUUGCCAUCCCACAAUUCUCAGCGGAAGACCGGAAUCAUGAGGAGUUUCGAAAGAUUUUAGGAGCAUAUUUUCGCGACCUCAAAGACUAUGGUCAGCUCUUGCCUGGCUGGAUCCGCAGCCAUUCGCGGUCAUUGAAAGCAGGAUUGCACGACCCCCCUUUUACAGCAUUUCCACCCAGCUCCAAGACCAAGACCUGUGCAUCUCCCACAGAUGAAAAAGAAAGUCGGGUUGCAACAGCCGAAGCGAAUGCACACCUGAUACACCUGAAUGUGUGGGCAGUGCCCAAUAGUAGCUUCCUGCCUUUCCAACGCAACAUGGUGAAAGGCUAUAACGAUGGCAAGGAGCAGUUGGCAGUGCCUGGGGCCAAUGGCCUGUUGGACUUGCAUAAGAGCAGCAGAGAAGAGUUGCAGUUGGCGCGAAUCUAUACCAGGCACAGAACUGAUGUGAUGCUCUCCCAAGGCUACAACAGCGAGGAGGAUGACUCCGAUGGAGAUGAAGCCGAUGGUCGUUUGUACACUGAAAGGCAGUACCACGACAAUGGGAACCCAAAGUACUUCAGGACGUUCCAACGACUACCUGCAACACACACCCAGCGAUCUUGUGAGCGGGUCAUCGAAGAAAAGCACUUUGAUGUGGGGGGUGUGUGUCGGCUUGAUGUGCACUUCGCACUGGGUCAGCCCUUCCUGAGCCGGAAGCACUUCUAUGAGAAUCAGCGUCUCAAAUCGGAGAAGCUGUUUUUUGUUGAGGAUGAGCGCACCAUGCAAGCACGCAAGGCGGGUCAUUGGCGUGAGUACUUCGAGGGUGGACAGAUCAAGUCCGAGAUACAGUACGACGAGCACGGCAUGAGAAGUGGAUUUUGUAAGAGGUAUUCCGAAGAUGGUGCUCAGCAAUGGGUGAAGGAUUACACCAAGGAGUAUGGUGAACGGAUCGCUGAGUUCAAUGCCAAGCGGGGGCCAGCUGCUUAG
Molecule: messenger RNA, 6348 nt
Organism: Cladocopium goreaui
Lineage: Eukaryota; Dinophyceae; Suessiales; Symbiodiniaceae
Source: the annotation of a GenBank genome assembly